This is a messenger RNA of Diospyros lotus (date-plum), 2277 nucleotides long. RefSeq lists its product as uncharacterized. Gene Ontology annotation, molecular function: zinc ion binding. NCBI's taxonomy places the organism in Eukaryota, Viridiplantae, Streptophyta, Magnoliopsida, Ericales, Ebenaceae. The record is from RefSeq and is a predicted model, not a curated record. The coding region runs from base 637 to 2016 and encodes 459 amino acids. The transcript has 8 exons.
CAUUUUAGUGUAGGGCGGGUGGCAUUGUGGUUGAAACUGUAGAAGUUUGUUUGAUCUGAUAAUUCUGAACUGUUUUAAAGUAAUGUUGAGGUGUAAUUAGUUUGUGAUUUGACUAGAUCUCCACCGAAUUUAAUUGAACUGAAAUGAAGUAAUCUGUUCGGAGAUAUUUUUAUAUAAUUGUAAUCUAGUCCCUUCCAAACGGAAGAAUUUGAGUCGUAUCUGUAAACAAACAGCUUCCUAACGAGCAGCGAAACAAUCUCUCUUGCUUGUUUGGUUGUUUCACAGCCCUCCUCCCUUGCCCACGCUUUACACCACCCCAAAACCCUCUCUCUCUCUCUCUCUCUCUCUGUUUCUUCAGUUUGGAGGUUUUUGCAGGAUUGUGCAAUAAUUUCUGCUGAUCAGCAUUUGUUGAUUGACUCAGAGACUCAAUGGGUUCCAUGUGAUAUAUAUAUGUAUGUAUGUAUGUAUGUAUAUACAGAGAAUUUAGAUGGAAGGUGCUGAAGGGGCUUGCAAAAACCCACUUGGUCCCCCCUUUUCUCCUGCAAUUCAGAAGAAUCUUCUGAUUUACUGUAGGCUGGAGAUUGUUUUGAAAUAGUUGAAGAACCACCAAUCAGUCAACACCCACGGAGUCAAAACAUGACCUUGGAGAUUCCCUCAAGAACAAUUGAGGGCCCUAGUGAGCAUUUUGUUGCAAUAGAUAUGCCCCUGGCACCAAGUCCAAUGGCCAGAAGAAUGAAUUUUUCACCAAUGCCCAGCCCUAGUUAUUGCAGGUCCACGGGCUCUUCAAGUCCCACUUCAUCUAGAGGUAAAUCAUACAAAAAAAGCCUGCUUCCAAAACUGAGCUUCAAAUUCCAGAAUUCUACUUCGGAGUUAGAGAAAGCUGCAAUCCUAGCUUUAGGAGAUUCACCAGCAGGGACACAGCAGAAGCCUUUGGUUAUAAGAACAUUGUCUGUUAAAAGAUUUUUUAUGCCCAAGAUGAGAAGACCUUCAUCUUUACCAGUUACCCCAAUUGUGCACUCAAAUCCAGAGUCUACGCAUGGAGGGAACAAAAUUGAGGAUUAUGCUGAAAGUGGGACUCAGGUUCCUAUCCAUCGUUCAUAUUCCGUUCCUGACUUGAUUAAAGCCAGAAGCAUUAGGCAGAUUGGUUUAUCAAGUGCUGUAUUUCGUGUUGCUACAUUGACCACAAAUCCAGCAAAAGAUGCUGAUGGAAAGAGUGAUGCUGGUCAAAAUAUUGCUGAAGAAGAAGCUAUUUGUAGGAUCUGCAUGGUUGAACUUGGAGAGGGUGCUGACACCUUAAAGAUGGAAUGUAACUGUAAGGGUGAGCUUGCAUUGGCUCACCAAGAAUGUGCCGUGAAAUGGUUUAGCAUCAAAGGUAACAAGACAUGUGAUGUGUGCAAAAAAGAGGUUCAAAACCUACCUGUCACCCUUUUGCGAAUUCAAAAUGCACCGAUAUAUAACUUCCAAGGAAGAAGAUUACUUUGGCAAGCUGAAAUUACUCCAUACAGAAUUUGGCAGGAUGUUCCUGUUCUUGUCAUCGUCAGCAUGCUUGCGUACUUUUGCUUUCUAGAGCAGCUUUUGGUUAAAAAGCUGGGAUCAGGUGCAAUUGCCAUAUCGCUUCCAUUUUCCUGCAUGUUGGGUCUCCUUGCAUCCAUAACUUCGACAACUAUGGUGAGGAGAAACUUUGCCUGGCUGUAUGCUAUUAUUCAGUUCGCGCUGGUUGUUCUCUUUGCUCACCUUUUUUACUCACUGCUACAGCUUCAUGUGCAUGCAGUUCUUGCAGUUCUUCUCGCCAUGCUUGUCGGGUUUGGAGGCGCAAUGAGUGGGUCUUCCAUCUUUCUUAAGUUCAUGAAAUUAAGGGCACGGUGGAAUUCUCAGCCUGAUCAACAGCAGGGCUCCCAGGAGGUAACACAGCCACAUCAGUUGCCAGAAACUGGAAGUAUGUCACAAGCAGACCCUCGAUCUGGAACUCCAAACGGGACUCAGGAAUCCAUCAUGCCAGCUGAUUCAAGAUUAUGAUGUCCUACCUUAUGUAGAACUUAGAUAUAUGUAAAUUUAGUUGAAAUACAGAUUUUGGCUCUCUGAAGAAUCUUCUUGGUGAAGUUUCCUCCUGAGCUAUUCCUGUCAGAAGCUGCACAAACAUCGAAAAGAUCAAGCUUGCUGAAUCCUUGGCCAGGACUUGAAUUAUAGAACAUGGUGUGCAUUUGUGAUAUCAAUAGAACAUUUCAAGUGAGUUUCAGGUCCUAGUAGUUGUUAAUGACAAAAUCCAGGCUUGUUACA